AGACUCUUAUUAAAAACAAGAAUUUUAGAACAUCGCAUUUAUGUUAUCUCCGGACUGCUUUUUUCUAUUCCCGAUAAGAUGCAGAGAUUUUUUAGACAGAUAAGAAAUAAAAUUAAUAGUUUAUUCAAUUAAUUAUAUAUUAUACAGUGUUGUUAUGUAUGUUGAACUAUUUUAGCUUUUUUGAUUACAUUUGUAUUAAUUAUAAUUGCACAAAAGCAAACUUGAGAAUUUAAAUAAAAUAUAUUGUUUAUUUUUAUAUAUGCUACUUUUAUAUUUUGUGAUCAAAUUUUAAAUUAAGAUCGAUAAUCAAAAAGGAAAAUUCACUAAAUAGAUGCGGGUUUUAAUAAGUGUACAUGUGCGCGUGCAUGUAUAUAAGUACAGUAAAGACUUCGAAGAUGAGAAUAAGAAAUUAAAUAUUUGUUUAUUGUUGUUUUGCAUAUUUCUUUGAAAUUAACUUCAAUUUACGUUAAAUUUAUAAAUAACGCUCAUCGAUGAUUAUAUGUUAAAAUCUGACAAUAUUAUUAGAAUGUCUUUUAAUGAUUGAUAACCUUAGAAGUGUUGAUCUAAUAUUACAGAUUUAUUAUGAUGUCGUGUACUAAGCAUCGUCAGUUGUUGAUGGUCUUUUGAAAUGAUAAGAUCGUAAUUGUUUUGAUAUAUACUUCCAAUAUCAUAUGGUAAACGAUACGACAGAAAAUAGAGAGAUUGGCUGUAGCUAAUUUUUACAAAGCAAUAUAGUUGCAUAAUACAACUUGUGGUAUACAAAUACCUGAGGCAAAUAUUGAUAUGAUAUUUUUAAUAAUAUUAUUAAGUAGCGGUUUAAUAUUCGUUGCUGCGGCGACUCCUUUGACCGACAAACAGUUUAUAUUACUGGAUUAUAUAAAACCAGAGCAUUACAACAUCAAGCUUGUACCAUAUAAUCAAGAUACUUUCUAUGGCGAAUGCGACGUCAACAUUAAUAUUCUUCAACCAACGCAUAUUAUAAAUUUAUAUUCAGACAUACGAUGUAUACUAAAUAUAGAGUUAACUGAUAAUCCACCACGAUUUCAGCAAUAUGGCGAAGAAAAAGUCAUUUAUAAACCGAUAAAAUAUUUACGUGACAGUAAGACGCAGAUUGCUGAGUUUUCUUUCAAGAAUGAGUUAUCAUCGGGGCGUUACAUCUUGAAUAUGAAAUUUAUCGGUGUUAUAGCUGAUAACGGAGGCUUCAGAAGAUUUUCUUUAGUGGAAAAUAAAUUUAUCGGUGUUAUAGCUGGUAAUGAAGAAACUUUUUCUUUAACGCAAAAUAAAAAUAACAAUGGAGGGUGGAUGGCUGCAACACAUUAUCAGAUAGAUAGUGCCCGACGAUUGUUUCCAUGUUGGGACGAACCGGAAUUAAAAGCAACCUUUGACAUUUCGAUAAUAUAUCCUCGUAAUUACAAAUGGCUUACAAUGGCUUUUUCAAAUAUGCAAACACGAAAAAUAAAAAUACUUGAAAACAAUAUGAUGUCGAUACACUACGAUACUACUCUUGCAAUGUCUACUUCUGUCGUCGGGGCAGUUAUAAUUAAUCGAGCAGAAUUAUUUAUUCUUAAUAUACUUGGAACUGCAACCAACAGAUGGUUGCACAUGUGGAACAGAAAGAUCAUCUCAUAUCUCCUGUUUUAUACACAAGAUAUUGUGGAAAAACUUACGAUGUAUUUGAAAAGCGAAUGGAAAAGAUCACAGAAAAUUUCGAAAAUAGAUCAUGUAGUAAUUCCAGAUUUCUAUGACGAAAACAUGAUGAAUUUAGGGCUUGUUCUAUAUAGAGAAUUGGAUGUUGUGUACAAAGAAACAUUAGAUCCCGUUGGGCGUAAAAUUAAAGUGCUUCGCUUAGUAGUUAGUAAAAUAUUACGAGAAUGGUUUUCAUUUCGGUGGUCACACUCCUGGUUAACCGAGACUUUCAUUACAUUUUUUGGAGCCUAUGUCAUCGAUAAGACUAUCCCAGAUUCUCGAAUAAUGGAUUUAUUCGUGGUACAAAUUCAACAAGAUUGUCUGCAUUUAGACGCUGAGUACAGUAUGUGGCCUCUUAGUUCACAAAUCAACAGUUCUUUUGAAAUUCCUUAUUACAUCAGAGCAUCCGUUAUAUUGCAUAUGUUGCAACACACAAUUGACGAAGAAGCAUUUUGGAAGGGUAUCCGUACAUAUAUAUAUGACGAUACAUAUAAGUGGGGCGCUUCUAACGAUUUCUGGACAGCUAUGCAAACUGCCUUCGAUGAAAUACCAUAUUUUCCAUUUGAAGGAUUUAAUAUAACAAAACAAAUGGAUCCUUGGAUCAAGCACAAGCAUUAUCCCGUCUUGAAGGUAAUACGGAAUUCUGGUGGUUUUCAAAACAUAACACUAGAAAUUCUCAAUACAUCAAAUAAUUGGAGCAUACCUCUAACGUAUACUAUGCAAGCAGAUCUCAAUUUUAAUGAUACCUUACCUGAAAUUUGGUUAAAUAUGUCAGAUGUAGGAAGGCAUGUAUAUAUUUUGGAUAUUGCAAAUAGUAGUUUUGAUAGAGAGCUUAACGAGACUGAAUGGAUAAUAUUCAACGUAAGACAAACUGGAUAUUAUAGGGUCAACUACGAUGCUAAGAACUGGCAAUUAAUUUCGGAUUACCUAGACUCUCCGCAUUUCAUGAACAUACAUGUUCUCAAUCGUGCUCAACUUAUCGAUGACGCAUUUCAUUUAAUGAUAGCACGUCAACUCGAUUCUUCUAUAUUCUGGAACCUCACGAGAUAUUUACACCAAGAGGAAGAUUAUGUGGCAUGGUAUCCUAUGUUCAAAGCUUUGGAACAAAUGUCGAGUGUUUUUCAAUUACAGGAUCCAGAAGUUGAUGCUAUUAAGGAUUUUGCCAUGGUGGAGAGAAUGGACUUAUUGUAAUGGUUUAGCAGUGUCAAACUCUACUUGGUGGAAUAUUUACGAUUCGUGGCAAAGAAACUAUGAUAACAGACUCUUCAAAUUAUUGGCUUGCACUGAACCUGAUACUAUCAUAAAUUAUUUGACUCUAAUAAUAGAUAUAGUUAUAA
Molecule: messenger RNA, 3023 nt
Organism: Formica exsecta
Lineage: Eukaryota; Metazoa; Arthropoda; Insecta; Hymenoptera; Formicidae
Product: aminopeptidase N-like
Exons: 9
Coding region: 784-2877 (697 amino acids)
Biological process (GO): proteolysis; peptide catabolic process
Cellular component (GO): cytoplasm
Molecular function (GO): metalloaminopeptidase activity; zinc ion binding; peptide binding
Source: RefSeq, a predicted model, not a curated record